AUGGCCCAAGAAUACAAGAUCAAAGAUCUCACCUCGCUGUCCCUCAAGCCAGGAGACAAGCAGGAGGUCGAAGUCGAAGGGCUGGACUCGAAGGUGCUCCUCGUCAACGCAGGAGGCCAGAUCCAGGCCAUUGGCCCGAAAUGCACCCACUACGGAGCGCCGCUGGUUAAUGGAGUCUUGUCGACAAACGGGCGGUUGACUUGCCCGUGGCACGGAGCAUGCUUUAACACCAAGACUGGCGACGUCGAAGACGCCCCCGCCCUCGACGCCCUCCCCGUUUUCAAGGUAACUGAGCGUGCCGGCGCCGUGUACCUGACCGGCGAGGCCGAGACCAUCAAGAGCGGCCGCCGCAAGCCGACGCUGAAGAAGAACAAGACCGCCCCGGGUGCCUCGAAGGCCGAGAAGGUCGUCGUCGUGGGCGGCGGGUCCGGAGCUUGCGGCGUCGUCGAGGGCCUGCGCGAGGCGGGCUUCCAAGGCGGCAUCACCCUGAUAUCCUCCGAGGGCUACCUGCCCAUCGACCGGACCAAGCUGAGCAAGGCGCUGCUGACCGACGUGAGCAAGCUGCAGUGGCGGGACAAGGCGUUCUACGACGAGGCGGCCAUUGAGAUUGUGGGCGACGAGGUGACGGAGGUGGACUUCCAGGGCAAGACCGUCUCGACGAAGAAGGGCGACAAGUUCCCGUACACAAAGCUCGUCCUGGCGACCGGCGGGACGCCCAGGGCGUUGCCCCUGCAGGGAUUCAAGGUACUGGGCAACAUCUUCACCCUCCGCACUGUGAAUGACGCGAAGAACAUUGUCGAUGCCAUUGGCGAGAAGGGCAAGAAGAUCGUGGUCGUCGGCUCGUCGUUCAUCGGGAUGGAAGUGGGCGGCGCCACUGCGGCCAACAACGACGUCACAAUUGUCGGCAUGGAAAAGGCGCCGCUGGAGCGCGUCCUCGGCGAGAAGGUCGGCAACAUCCUCCGUAAGGGCAUGGAGGGCAAGGGCCUCAAAUUCUACAUGAACGCCGGCGUCGAGAAGGCAGAGCCGUCGACGUCCGAUCCCAGCAAGGUGGGCUCGGUGCACCUCAAAGACGGCACCAAGCUCGAGGCGGACAUUGUCAUCCUCGGCGUGGGCGUGGCACCGGCGACGUCGUUCCUGCGGGACAACAAGGCCAUCCAGCUGGAGCAGGACGGCUCUCUCAAGACGGAUGAGGCCUUCUCUGUGGUUGGCAUCAAGGACGCCUACGCCAUCGGCGAUAUCGCCACGUAUCCCUACAACGGGCCUGGCGGCAACGGCAAACUCACCCGAAUCGAGCACUGGAACGUGGCCCAGAAUGCGGGCCGCACUGUCGCCAACCACAUCGUGGAGCCGAACAGGAAACCGCAGUUCUUCACGCCCGUGUUCUGGUCGGCUCUGCACUCGCAGCUGCGCUACUGCGGGAACACGACUAGCGGCUUCGACGACGUGGUGAUGCAGGGGAACCCGGACGAGGGCAAGUGGGCGGCGUUUUACACUCUCGGAGAGACGGUGGUGGCGAUGGCUAGCAUGGGGAUGGAUCCUUACAUGAGCCUGAGCGCGCAGCUCAUGAGGUUCGGGAAGAUGCCAGGCAAGACGGCAUUGCGGGACGGACUGGACCUGCUGAGCUUAGGACCCCCUGAAUAAGGAGGGAUAAGGGAAGGAAGCCAGAGUUGGGGAGCUGGGCAGUGAGUGGGAUGGAAGCCUGGGUUUGGGAGCUAGCAUCCCUUGCGUCUUCCCACCUUCUUUCACCAUCCUAGAAGCAUUCCAUAGGUACCUACCUACCUGACGAUCCAUUUCGAUGACCAGUUUCCAUUAUUGUCUUUUCAUUUUUUUCAUCGUAUGUUUUCAGUCGCCUUGAGAACCAAUGCCACUGGUGGAAGUCCUGCUUCCUACCUUUGUCAGUAAUCGUAGUGGGACAAUGAGCAAUCU
Messenger RNA from Phialemonium atrogriseum, 1926 nucleotides. Its product is annotated as putative apoptosis-inducing factor 2. The record is from RefSeq and is a predicted model, not a curated record. NCBI's taxonomy places the organism in Eukaryota, Fungi, Ascomycota, Sordariomycetes, Cephalothecales, Cephalothecaceae. The transcript is spliced from 2 exons. Gene Ontology annotation, molecular function: flavin adenine dinucleotide binding; oxidoreductase activity, acting on NAD(P)H; 2 iron, 2 sulfur cluster binding. The coding region runs from base 1 to 1641 and encodes 546 amino acids. Gene Ontology annotation, cellular component: cytoplasm.